AUGCCGAAAUCAAAUUUACGGCGGGACAUAAACAUGGUGGCUCAGAAGAAAGGUCGCGGUGCAAAAAAUCAAGCGGCUAAAGCUAAAGCAGCGAAUCAACAAGAAGAAGUGCCGCCACCCGAAGUUGAAGCAAUGGAAGGCACUGAAGAGAAUAACGGUCAGACGGAAUCGACUGAGCAAGGGGACGAAGCAAUUGCAACUGAUGAAGGCGCGGAGCCUCAGGACGGUGAUCAAAGUCAGGAAAACGCUGAUAAUGAAACUAAGGCAGAGGAACAGAAAGAAGAGAAGGUCGAAACUGGUAAACUGCUCGUUGAGAACCUUCCAUCAAGUUAUCUUUUCGACUACCAAGAAAAACUCAAGGAGAUGUUCUUAAAAUAUGGCGAAAUUAUUAGUGUGAAACGUGGUCCAAUCAUUGUUACUGAACUGACCACAACUCCGACAUUAUCGGCUAUAGUCGAAUUCAAAAGCAAAGACUCUCUGGAAAAGGCGCUGGCCGAGGACGGCGCCCUGGUGGAGGGCAGCGCGAUCUCGGUGGCGGCCGAGUCCAGGGGCGAGACGGCCGUGCUGGUGGGCGUGCCCUACGAGGCGAGCACCGACUACGUGCGCCUGCUCUUCGCCCAGUGCGGCGACGUCUCGCACAUACACGAGUUCAGCAAGACCAAGUACAAGAUACUGCGCGUGACAUUCUUCGAGAAAGAGGCCGCCGAGAAGGCGCUGAAAUUGGACCGUGAGCUGCGCAUUAACGGGUUCCUGGUCACCAUCACCAAAUUCCGCGAUGAGGAGGAGCAGAAAGCCCACACAGCCAAUACCAAUAAGAACAAGCGGCAGCACGCGCAGCAGCAGAACCGCAGCACGGCGGCCGCCACGCCGGCGGCGGGGAGCCCCAACUCGCGCAACAACAACUUCCGCGCCCGCGGCGGCUCGUACAACGCGCGCGGCAACUUUAGAGGGGCGCGCGGGCGCGGUUUCGGCGGGCGCGGCGGGGCUUUCCCGCGCGGUGGAUUCGCCCCAGUCAACACCUACCUGCCGCCGCAGCCGUUCAUGGCGCGCCCGGGGGCCUUCAUGAACGACGGGCAGCGGCCGAACAAGCGGCUCCGGCAAAUG
This is a messenger RNA of Iphiclides podalirius (scarce swallowtail), 1104 nucleotides long. NCBI's taxonomy places the organism in Eukaryota, Metazoa, Arthropoda, Insecta, Lepidoptera, Papilionidae. The record is from the annotation of a GenBank genome assembly.